This is a messenger RNA of Brassicogethes aeneus, 2025 nucleotides long. Lineage: Eukaryota; Metazoa; Arthropoda; Insecta; Coleoptera; Nitidulidae. The record is from the annotation of a GenBank genome assembly.
AACACCACUUGGUGUUGGAUUUUGACACCAUUUUAAGAUUACUCUUUACACCACAGAUAUUUUAAACAGUGUAGAAAUUUGUUUAAAUUUUAUAGUCCGUGACAUUAUUUAUUUAGUGCUAUUGCUCAAUAUUUAUAUUAUUAUUUUUUAUUUUUAUUAAAAUCCUUCAAACAAAUGGAAAUGACGUUAAUGGCGAAGAAAUUUGUAGUUUUUCCAAACAAACAACUCUUAUCGAAAGCAUAAAAGCGAGUAAACUUUGCGGCAAUGGUCAAAUAACAAUAAAAUUUGAUUGUGACAAUUAUAUUUCAAUAUCGUUAGAUUGUUGGUGAAUAAAAAUGUUAUUCGCGCUUAUUUUGGCUUUUAUAAGUUUAUUUUUGGCGGUUAUUUAUAUUUAUCAAAUUUGGAAAAAAUUCAAUGAUUUUCGCGAAACCAUCAAUAAAAUACCUGGGCCUAAAACGGUGCCCAUUGUUGGAAAUGUACUUCAAUUUUUAGGACCUCAAGAGGUGAUAUUUAAAAAAAUCAGAAAAUUAUUCAAGGAAUACGAAAAAGAGAAAAUUCUUAGAACAUGGGUGGGACAUAUGGGCAUGGUUAAUAUUUUUAGCCCAGAAGACGUUGAACUAUUAAUAGCUUCGUCCAAAAACAAUACGAAAAGCGACAUCUACAAUCUACUACAUUGCUGGCUAGGAACAGGUCUACUGACGAGUGAAGGGAGCAAAUGGAAAAACCGCAGAAAGAUUUUGACCCCUUCUUUUCACUUUAAUAUACUACAAGAAUUUCUUCCAGUGUUUAUGGAACAAACAGAUGUUUUGAUUGAUACUUUUAAAAGGGAAACCGAUAAAAAUAUUGAUGUUGUUCCUUAUAUCACCCAGUUUACUUUACAUUCGAUUUGUGAAACUGCAAUGGGAAUUUCCCUAUUAGAAACCGAAAACCAAGAAGAAUAUAAACGUGCAGUCUACAAAAUGGGCGAAUUCGUUGUAUAUCGAUUGACAAGACCGUGGUUUUUUUUCGACGUAGGCUACGCUUUUACCUCUGGAUUCUGGAAGCAAAAAAGCACCGCUACAUAUCUACACAACUUUUCUUCAAGCGUUAUAGAACAACGAAAAAAUAAACUUAUGGAAAGAGCUCUGAAAAACAUAAUACCCAAUGGGAAGCAGUCGUAUGCCACAAGAAAAAAGUUGGCUAUGCUUGAUAUUUUGAUAUCAGCUAAGUUGCAAGGAGAACCACUCGAUGAUGAAGGCAUUAGGGAGGAAGUGGAUACUUUUAUGUUUGAAGGACACGACACCACAUCAAUGGCAAUCUGUUUCAAGUUAAUGUUAAUCGCCAACAACAAAGACGCACAAGACAAACUCCAUGAAGAAAUAGAAACCAUUUUUGGCACAUCAGAUCGGGGAAUCACGUUUGAAGACCUGCCAGAGCUAAAAUACCUGGAAAGAUGCAUCAAGGAGUCUCUUAGGUUAUAUCCAAGCGUGCCGAUGAUCUCCAGGAUAACAAACGGCGAUAUAGAAACCAAAGAUGGCUACCGAAUUCCAGCACAAACUUGCGUUAACGUUCACAUCUAUGAUUUGCACAGAAAUCCUGAUUAUUUCGAAGAUCCGGAAAAAUUCGAUCCGGAUAGGUUUUUACCGGAAAGGGCCCAGAAAAGACAUCCCUUUGUUUAUAUCCCUUUCAGUGCUGGACCCAGAAACUGCAUCGGGCAAAAAUUUGCAGUAAUGGAAUUAAAGACUGUAUUAAUUGGGAUAUUAAGAAAUUUCUAUUUGGAACCCAUUGAUACACCAGAUACAUUGGAACUGAUGACGGAUUUAGUUUUAAGACCUAAAAGGGGAAUAAAAAUUAAGUUUGUGGAAAAAAAUAAAACGUCAAUAUAAAAAUAAUUAUAGUAAUUUAAAUAUGUUAAUUAAGUUUUAGAUGUACAUAAUUAUAUAUAAUUUAUAGAUAAUGUCUUCAUGUACGCAUGAACUUUGCUUUAAUUAUAUUUAUAAAACCAAUAAAGUAUUUGUAUGUAUGUUAAAUAUAAUAAUAUAAUAA